Helicoverpa armigera (cotton bollworm) is the source of this 312-nucleotide messenger RNA. RefSeq lists its product as uncharacterized. The transcript has a single exon. The coding region runs from base 1 to 312 and encodes 103 amino acids. Gene Ontology annotation, molecular function: nucleic acid binding; zinc ion binding. Lineage: Eukaryota; Metazoa; Arthropoda; Insecta; Lepidoptera; Noctuidae. The record is from RefSeq and is a predicted model, not a curated record.
AUGCGCUGUUUCAAGUGCCUCGGCAUCGGACACACCCGGCCUCUCUGCCCGUCCACUGCCGAGCGUGGGGAGCUAUGCUUCCGCUGCGGAAAAGAGGGACAUAGGUUGGCCAGCUGCGAGGCUGCCACCAUGCAUUGCGCAGUAUGCGCUGCCAAUGGUCGUCCAUCCGACCACGUAAUGGCGGGCAAGGAAUGCCGACCGCCACCGAAGAAGGGCAAACUGCAGGCGCCGGUGCGGCCUGCUGCUGCCGCCACCUCUGAAACUCCAGUUCCAGUGCCGGCAACCGAGGGAAGCGCGAUGAACACCGACUGA